Messenger RNA from Ceraceosorus bombacis, 793 nucleotides. Lineage: Eukaryota; Fungi; Basidiomycota; Exobasidiomycetes; Ceraceosorales; Ceraceosoraceae. The record is from the annotation of a GenBank genome assembly.
AUGUCGGACAAUGAGGGAUACGACAAGUGAGUUCAAGCUCGAUGAGAUCUGAACAAGGGUCGCAGAACAAUGCCCCGAGUCCAAGACUGCGCGCAUAUCAACAGAGACGCAGAGAAGAGCGCUGAGCUUCAUCCCUACCAUCGCCUUCUUCGGGCGUCCUUGGCUGAACCGUCACCUUCUACGUGCAACGCAGCUACGAAGAGCAGUUCGACGAGGUGGAGGAUCAGUAUGAGGAGCCCGCCGAAGGGUAUGCGGAGGAUGCUAUUGUAGAGUCUGGGGAUCCGGAUGGAGCGCAGUUGGGAGGCACUGCCAAUACGGAAAGGAUCACCACGCCCUACAUGACCAAGUAUGAGAGGGCUAGGAUCUUGGGGACGAGAGCUUUGCAGAUUAGGUGCGUGCCGGGGUGUGCAUGCGAAUGGACAGAGGUUUGUGGGGGUGGAAGACAAAGCAGGAGUGGUGCCUGCGGCUUGACUUUGAUCUCAUUAAUCGUGCUGAUGCGCCAACGCUUCACCGCGCGAUACCGCAACGUCGCGCAGCAUGAAUGCGCCAGUGCUGGUGCCUACGGAUGGGGAAACGGAUCCUCUGAACAUUGCUCUCAAAGAAUUGGAAGCCAAAAAGAUUCCUCUGGUGGUAAGGCGCUACCUGCCCGACGGAUCUUUCGAGGUGAGACUUUGUCGAACGCGCCGAAGACUUUCACUCUCAUCUGAUCCUCACUCACAAAUUGCGACUCGCAAAUGGCGCGCUCUCUCACUCGCUCCAGGACUGGGCUGUCUCGGAACUCAUCAUCAACUGA